AUGGCCGAAGCAUCACCGACCGACAUCAAGAUCGCUUGUGUGGCAGCAGGCUUCACAAUAGGCUUCGGCUACCUGACGGCAUGGGAUGCAUGGAAAGUCACAAGCUCGAUGCGCGAUCCACUGCGCAACCUAUUCGUGUGGAUGGUCUGGUCCGAGCUGGUCGUCAAUGCCGCCAUGGGAAUCAUUGCAUGGCUGUUCCUGCUCGGCUACAUCAAAUCGGCUUUUGGAACAUAUUUCUCUAUCGUGGUUCUCUGGGUUAUCGAGAUCCAGUUCAUCCUCCAAAUUAUUAUCAAUCGUAUUGCCAUUAUCACAGUCGACAAGGCAUUGCUUAGGAAGAUCCGAAUCACCACAAUCUGCUUCAUCACAUGCAUCAACAUAUCAGUCUUUUGUAUCUUCAUUCCCGGCCACCUGGGGGUCAAUGAAACAUUUGUCAAGGUCAACAACAUCUGGGACAAGAUUACCAAGGUUCUGAUUGGAGCCAACGAUGCUGUCCUGAACUACUUCUUCAUUGUUCAAGUGAAGAAGAGGCUUGUCGCCAACGGCCUCCAAAAAUACAACAGGCUCGCUGCCUUUAACACGCGCAUCGCUUUGAUAUCUGUUGGCAUGGAUUUCCUCAUUAUCGGUACCAUGUUCCUGAAGAACGGAGCCGUAUUCCUACAGUUCCACCCCGUCGCCUACAUAGUCAAGCUCAAGAUCGAGUUGUCCAUGACAAAUCUCAUCCGCCGCAUCUCGCAAGAGGCCGUGCGCGACAUCAGCGGCUCUGGCGAAACCUCGAGCAUGGUCCGAAGCCGCCGCGAAUUCGGCGUUCCUGGCACCGACCACAACGAUGCCCACAUUUCGGCCGGGAAACAUGGAGAGGAUAUGGAACAUGCGCUGGAGGAGCUGGGACAGAUCCACCAGAAGCGCGAGUAUACGGUACAGGUAUCGAGCGCGGCCAAGCCUCCGGGUGGCCAUGGUCACGAUGGUAGGAGUAGUAGCACUUCGACCAAAGGCGGCAACGAGUAUCCGAUGAAGACGGAUGCUGCUUCGGAUGAGACACCACUGCAUUGGUAA
Molecule: messenger RNA, 1053 nt
Organism: Lasiodiplodia theobromae
Lineage: Eukaryota; Fungi; Ascomycota; Dothideomycetes; Botryosphaeriales; Botryosphaeriaceae
Product: Transmembrane protein
Exons: 4
Coding region: 1-1053 (350 amino acids)
Source: RefSeq, a predicted model, not a curated record